This is a messenger RNA of Caenorhabditis auriculariae, 4139 nucleotides long. NCBI's taxonomy places the organism in Eukaryota, Metazoa, Nematoda, Chromadorea, Rhabditida, Rhabditidae. The record is from the annotation of a GenBank genome assembly.
AUGGCGACAGAAAAGAAGACGCCACAGUUCCUGGAACUCAUCCCCAGGUAUCUUUUCUUUCCAUUUUGUGAAAAUAUUUCUCACAGACUCAUCCAAGAACCAAUUAACUUUGAUCUUCCAAAACAUUUCAUCGAAAACCAUGGUUUACUUUCUAAGCUUCUGCCGCACCCCGGACUCGGAAUCGCAGGGACACAGUCAAAGACGCUGAAUGAGGCUCCGCGACAUGUAUACAACAUGAGCGAGGAAAAAAGGGACGACAACGAGGGACCGUGAAUGAGAACCAUGGCGACAGAAAUAGAAGACGCCACAGUUCCUGGAACUCAUCCCCAGGUAUCUUUCUUUUCAUUUUGUGAAAAUAUCUCGACCAGACUCAUCCAAGAACCGUUAACUUUGAUAUUUCCGAAAACAUUUUAUCGAAAACCAUGGAUUUACUUUCUAGGUUCUGCCGCACCCCGGACUUGGAAUCGCAAGACACAGUCAAGACGCUGAAUGAGCUCCGCGACAUGUGCAACAUGGCGAGGAAAAAGGACGACAUAACGAGGGACCGUGAAUGAGAACCAUGGCGACGAAAUAGAAGACGCCACAGUUCCUGGAACUCAUCCCCCAGGUAUCUUUUCUUUUUCAUUUUUGUGAAAAUAUCUACCGACUCAUCCAGAACACAUUAACUGAUAUUUCCAAAACAUUUAUCGAAAACCAUGGUUUUUACUUUCUAGCUUCUGCCGCACCCCGGACUUGGAAUCGCAAGGACACAGUCAAGACGCUGAAUGAGGGCUCGCGACAUGUGCAACAUGGCGAGGAAAAAGGGACGACGCCCAACGAGGGACCAUCAGAUGAGAACCAUGGCGACGAAAUAGAAGACGCCACAGUUCCUGGAACUCAUCCCCAGGUAUCUUUCUUUUCAUUUUUGUGAAAAUAUCUCGACGACUCAUCCAAGAACCGAUUAACUUUUGAUAUUUCCGAAAACGUUUAUCGAAAACCAUGGUUUUACUUUCUAGCUUCUGCCGCACCCCGGACUUGGGAAUCGUAGGACACUCUCAAGACGCUGAAUGAGGUCCGCGACAUGUGCAACAUGGCGAGGAAAAAGGGACGACGCCCAACGAGGACCAUGAAUGAGAACCAUGGCGACGAAAAAGAAGACGCCACAGUUCCAUGGAACUCAUCCCCAGGUAUCUUUUCUUUUCAUUUUUGUGAAAAUAUCUCGAAGACUCAUCAAGAACCGUUAACUUUGAUAUUUCGAAAACAUUUAUCGAAAACCAUGGUUUUACUUUUCUCAGCUUCUGCCGCACCCCGGACUUGGAAUCGCAGGACACUCUCAAGACGCUGAAUGAGGUCCGCGACAUGUGCAACAUGGCGAGGAAAAAGAGACGACGCCCAACGAGGACCAUCAAUGAGAACCAUGGCGACAAAAAAGAAGACGCCACAGUUCCUGGAACUCAUCCCCAGGUAUCUUUCUUUUCAUUUUUGUGAAAAUAUCUCGAAGACUCAUCCAAGAACCGUUAACUUUGAUAUUUCCGAAACAUUUAUCGAAAACCAUGGUUUUACUUUCUAGCUUCUGCCGCACCCCGGACUUGGAAUCGCAGGACACUCUCAAGACGCUGAAUGAGGUCCGCGACAUGUGCAACAUGGCGAGGAAAAAGAGACGACGCCCAACGAGGACCAUCAAUGAGAACCAUGGCGACAAAAAAGAAGACGCCACAGUUCCUGGAACUCAUCCCCAGGUAUCUCUCUUUUCAUUUUUGUGAAAAUAUCUCGACGACUCAUCCAAGAACCGUUAACUUUGAUAUUUCCGAAACAUUUAUCGAAAACCAUGGAUUUACUUUCUAGCUCCUGCCGCACCCACAACCGAAAUAUUGGAAUUCUUCACGACCGAUAACUAGAGUGCACCCGAUUCAACGAUUGCCAACGAUUUCCAAAAAUACCAGCUUUGUUCAAUUUCUUCUGCCUGCGACUUUGACCGCGCCUAAACAGCUGGAACUGGUACUCUGGAAAUUUCCUGGAACACCCUCGAUAAUUGUCAAAAGCGGUCCAAAAGAACUUUAACUGAACCGCGAUGGCAAGCUCAACAACGACCUACGAAAAAGAUAUAGAUAUAAAAAUUAAAUAUAUAUAGUUCGAGGGCAAAAGGUGUAGAAGUAACAUGCAAUUCCUUUUUUUCAACGAGAGGGGAAUCAUGCGAGCCAAUUAAAAACUUUGUCGUACAAUUUGCGUGGUAUUUCACUGUUGCCUUCGGACACCCAAAAAUCCUCCUGUCAAAAUGAAAAUCCUCUUCUUUGAAUGAUCCCCUUCUUUGAAUGAUCUUCUUCCCUCAUUUUUAAAUAUAUUUUUCCCUUCUUUCCCUCCUCCUCCCAUCACUGAUACAUCGAAACCACCACCCCCUCCUCCUCCUCUUAUUUAUGUAAACAUGAGUUCCCGAAAGUUUCGGUUCCCUACUAUUAUAUACUCUGUGGUUAUUUAUUUUUUUCCUCUGCUUACGAGCCCAUCAAAUGUGUACUCCACUUCCCUUACUCAAGCAAUUUAUGACCUUUAGUGAUUUUUUAAAUGUUUUUAUAGCAUCCCCCUAAACCUAUCUACUUAUUAAUCUGCUAUCCAUAUACUAAGGACGACUCAAUGGCGUGGAAAACCAUUGAGUCUUCUUCAUCUCCUCUUUUGAUCAAUGAAAUCUUAGCCACCAUCCCCUUCAUCCUCUCUUCUCAUCUUUCCACUAGCUAUUCACAAGGAGGUAUGAAAUCCUCAAAACUAUUUUUAGUUUGUUCAUCGAUUAUUUAUCUCAGGUUCCUAAUCUGUGAAAAAAAUGAUGGAUGAACAGUCGGAAAAGUAAAAAAAUCCUCACAAACACUCGAGAUCAAAAAUCCUCAUAAAUUUUUCGUUUUCAAUAGCAUAUUUUUUCUAGAUUUCACAUCUAGAAAAACAAUCUUCAAAUGGAAGCCUCAGAGUGAGAGCGACCACGUGUGAAGAGUUCACACAACAAAGUUCUCAGAAAAAAAUGAUCUCAAAAAUCAUUUUGCACAACUUUGUCAAUCAAAGCAGCUGUUCGAGUAAUUCCCAGGUCGGCAAAAAGUUCCUGAUAACAAUCGUUUCAGAUUCGAGACUAAAAUAUAUCACCGCGCCGUCUGGUAGAACUCGGUUGAUCUCACUUCCAGGGAUCAACGUACAACAGAUCAACAAUAGUGAACGUGAGUCUCAUCUUUUGUUAUGAUCUUGUGAUCUUUCAUUGAUUCAAUUUCAUCCUUUCGCUUCAUUCUGGCCUUGAAAAAGCCUUUGAAAGAUGUGAAAACUUCUGUUUUCUAAAGAAGAGAUAAAUGGAAUCGAAAAAUCAAAACUUGCCGGGCAGUGCCGAUUUUUCUCUGUUUUAAUACCUUGUGUUUUUCUACGAAUAAAUCGAGAAACCCUGAGACAAAUUCCGCUUUUCUCACAGUAAAAAUUUAAGACUUCACUUUCCAACAUCUUUCAGGGCCACUACCUAUACAGAAAGCCGUCGUUGGAGGACAGUACAAGACGGGAAUAAAUCCCCCGUCUCAGUUGAUCGAAAAAGUUGAAAAGAGAAGAAGAGCUCCAUGCCUUGACACCCAGGUAUGUUUUCCUCGGGAGAUCUUCAGAAAGUGAAUCAACUUUUUUUUUUCGAAAUACAAAACACAAUUAGAUCAAAAGUCUGUUUCAGGUGACUUUAACGAAACCACAUUAAACCAAGAAGUGGAACACGCUGUGAAGACCGUGAGUAAGAGAUACGCAUGUUCGGGACUUGAUCUUCCAGGUAAAAUUUGCUCAUUCCUGAAAGCACCUGAAUCAUCAGAUAGACCUUUGCCUCUCUUCUUUCAACGUUUUUGAUGUACUGUCUUCCAAUUCAGGCAUCGCUCAGCUGAAGAAAGAUAUCAGUCGAGGCCACGCUCCAUUACGCAUCCCUUCAAAGUGGCUUAUCAUUUGCGGUACAAAGAGACUGAAAAAAGCGCAAGUGCUGGAAGUGAUUACCCAGGUAAUAUUUUCUGUGCUCUUGAGAGAAACGGUUCAAAUUUUCGUUCAAAUCACCGUUUUGGGAAGGUUAUCGAAAAUGUCCGGAGGCACAAAGUAAAUUUUUCCAGCAACCGGAAGGUUCGCUCAUUUCGAAGCUGACUGAGAGAAGAUCGAGGGCUUGUUGGAUGUGA